Messenger RNA from Panicum hallii, 2166 nucleotides. RefSeq names its product polygalacturonase At1g48100. Gene Ontology annotation, biological process: carbohydrate metabolic process. Gene Ontology annotation, molecular function: polygalacturonase activity. The transcript has 5 exons. The record is from RefSeq and is a predicted model, not a curated record. Lineage: Eukaryota; Viridiplantae; Streptophyta; Magnoliopsida; Poales; Poaceae. The coding region runs from base 562 to 2016 and encodes 484 amino acids.
GCGAAUCCUGCUCCAAGCUGCCUCCUCUGUUUUUCCACAUCACCGUCUGCAAAGUUGCAGAAGCAGACGCAGUUCCCUUUUGAGUCCGCACCCCCCUUCUUCUGUUCCCCUCAAAUACUACGUACACUCCUGGACCUGCUACCUGCAAAGGUUCAUGUGACGAAAACGAUAGGCGAGGAGAUGAGUCCGUACUCCACACAGCCUCAAACGGCACCGAUCUCGCUGCCUGCGCUCUUGACAAGUGUCGCCCUACUCGUGGCUUCUCCCUCCAUUCGUCGUCUCCACACACACGAGCUAGCUUAAGUACGCGGACGCCUCAACCUUCAACCCCUCCCAGGCGAGGCAUCACGGGAUCACAUUCGCGGCCACACCAAAAGGCAAAAAGCCCAUCGUCAUCGUCAGGCCACACUCGCGUUGGCGUCGCAACAAUUUUCCUUGAGCCUCGUCGUGGCAUUGUGCCUCCCUCCAGUUCUUUCGCCUAUUCCUCGGAGUCACAGCAAGCGCGCGCACACCACCAUACCACCUUGUCCUCUGUUUCUUGAAGCAGAGCUUCGCUUGGCCAUGGGAAUUGCAAUUAGGCUGCUCUUCCUGCCGUUGAUGGCCGUGGCAUUCUGCGGCUACGGCGUUUGCGGAAGGAGCCACUUCCACAAGAAGCCGCCGCGCGGCGUCGGCCGGCACAGGGGCGGCGGCAAGGAGGGCUCCGUGGUGUCCUCCCCGGCUGUUCCGCCGGCGGACGACGGCACGCGGCCGGUAGCGCCGCAGCCACCGACGGGCACCAUGCCCUCCGACCCGGCCACUCCGGUCCAGCCCGCCGAGCCGUGUGUGUUCGACGUCCGAGCGUACGGCGCGGUGGGCGACGGCACGACGGACGACACCCAGGCGUUCCGGGAGGCGUGGAGGGCGGCCUGCGCCUCCGACUCUGCCGUGCUGCUGGUGCCGUCCGACGGCACGUUCGCCAUCACCACCACCACCUUCUCCGGGCCGUGCAAGCCCGGCCUCGUGUUCCAAGUGGACGGCGUGCUGAUGCCGCCGGACGGGCCGGACUGCUGGCCGCCGUCGGACAACCGACGGCAGUGGGUCGUCUUCUCCAACCUCGACGUCUUCUCCCUGCGCGGCGCCGGCACGAUCGAGGGCAACGGCGAGGGCUGGUGGAACCUCCCCUGCAAACCUCACAGGGGCCCGAACGGCUCGACGCUGCGCGGCCCGUGCGACAGCCCCACGCUGCUGAGGUUCUUCAUGAGCCGGAACCUGGUGGUGGAGGGCCUGCGGGUGGAGAACAGCCCGGAGUUCCACUUCCGGUUCGACGGCUGCAGCGACGUGCGUGUCGACGGGCUCUACAUCAGCUCGCCGGCCAACAGCCCCAACACCGACGGCAUCCACGUCGAGAACACCGAGCGCGUCGGCAUCUACAACUCGAGGAUCAGCAACGGUGACGACUGCAUCUCCAUUGGCACCGGGAGCUACGACGUGGACAUACAAAACAUUACCUGCGGACCUGGACACGGCAUAAGCAUCGGCAGCCUCGGCGUGCACAACUCGCAGGCGUGCGUGGCGAACGUGACGGUCCGGAACGCGGUGAUCCGGAACUCGGACAACGGCCUGCGGAUCAAGACGUGGCAGGGCGGGAUGGGCGCCGUGUCGGGCAUCACCUUCGACACGGUGGCCAUGGAGAACGUGCGCAACUGCAUCAUCGUGGACCAGUACUACUGCCUGGACAAGCGGUGCAUGAACCAGUCCACGGCCGUGCACGUCACCGACGUCUCCUACGCCAACGUCCGGGGAUCCUACGAUGCCCGCAGCGCGCCCAUCCACUUCGCCUGCAGCGACACCGUGCCCUGCACCAACAUCACCAUGUCCGAGGUCGAGCUCCUGCCCUUCAGCGGCGAGCUCGUCGACGACCCCUUCUGCUGGAGCGCGUACGGGACGCAGCAGACACCCACCAUCCCGCCCAUCACCUGCCUGCAGGAGGGGUUGCCGGAGGCCCUCCUCGACAACCCGGACCUCAAGUGCCGAUAGAUCGAUGAUGUGGCCAGCCAGAUAGCAGCUCUCAUAAUUUACUUCAUAUAUACUCCUAUUAUAUUGGAUAGAUGUAUAUAUAUAAAAUGCAUGUAGAGUAAGUUGGGUUUGUGCAGAAACAACAUUUAUUUGAGUUCUGUGGAGUUUGUA